CUGGCAGGAGCAGCAGGGCCAGCUGUUGUCCAAGCCUUCGUGAACUAUUGUAGAUAUUUGGAAAUUGUUGGCGUUAGCCGAGCCACCCUAGUUGCUAUUAGAAUACUUGAUUUAGUUUUGUUCAGUAUUCUAUUGAAUGGAUGCUCGAAAAGGUCUUUUGACUCAAGGAUGCUGACUGUUGGCUACUGAUGUGACAGCCUGUGUAGCUAAAGCACGCUGCUUCUUUCACUGUUGCGUCAGUCUGUACCCUCAAUGCAGUUCCAGGUUACAACCACAGCUGUGAAACUGCAACAUCAUGGAGGAAGUGUUAAGCAGGUUGAAAGCUCUGACUCCUGAACAGCUGCGAGAGGAGAUUGUAGGCGCUGGCCUGAAAUGUGGGCCGAUCACGGGCACCACGCGGGCCAUCUUUGAGAGGAAGCUGGCACGCACGCUCCUGGAGAGCCAGGGUGGCGAGACUGAGACCGACAGCCCUGGCAAGGCCAACGACUGCAGCAGUAAUGUAGCGAAUGUGGUCCAUUGUAAUUCACCUGAAGUUAAGGGCAGCGAGUCACUGACUGACGAGCAGGAACAGAGAACCUCCUCCCCUGGAUUAGACAGUCCACUGGGAGGGAAGACGGGGGUGAAGGAUGGCCGUUCAUCUCCUGUGGACUCCCCCGCUCAUUACUAUGGAGUGUGUCCACCUUCUGACUCACCAGGAAGAGAAGAUGCCAUUCAUGUCUACACGGACAAGAAGAAAGCUUUGGAUGCUGUUGUGAGGAUGAAAGGUGCCAGGUUUAAAGUUUUCUCCUGCCGGGAAGAUGCAGAAAAGUUUGCCAAGGCCAGCAGUGAGGGUCCAUCACCAAUAAAGUCUCCGGAAAUGAAAUCACAGGUGACACCAGGCAGUGUCAACCACAGCGCUCUGAAUGUAGAGAAGGCAAAUGAAUUUAAGAGUCCACGCACGCAAGACCUGACCGCAAAGCUUCGUAAAGCAGUGGAGAAUGGAGAUGAAGAGGCUUUCCAUGAGCUGGUCUGGGGAAACCCACGCUACCUUAUUGGUUCCGCCGAUAACCCUACUAUCGUGCAGGAGGGCUGCAGGUAUAAUGUUCUGCAUGUGGCUGCGAAAGAGAACCGACCUCGGAUGGUCCAGCUGGUUCUGGAGACGCUCGAGAACCCAGAUUUUCUGCGUCUGAUGUACCCUGAUGACCAGGAGGCUAUGCUGUGGCAGCGCAUGGAUUACAUAGUGGACCUGUACCUCAACAUGCCUGAUAAAACAAACAAUGAGACCCCUCUUCAUUUCGCAUGCAAGUUUGGAUGCCCAGAGGUGGUGAACGUGCUCUGCUCACACCCUGCCACGGACAAACAGCACAGGAACAAAUACAACCAGAAACCUGCCGGUGUGAUUUGUGACAGGAAAAACAAAACCAAAGAAAUGAAACGGAGGAUCGCAGAGUACUUGGAGGAUCGCUUCUAUGUCCCUUUACUGAGGGCAACGGACAACACUCUGCAGCCUGUGAUUGGUGGGCCGUGGUCCCCUACUACAGGGCAGAUGAGUGGAAAUUCACUGGGUCAUCAUGGGAUCGCGGGGACACCCAGAGAUCCUGCCAUGACGGUCACUGCUUUUGCUGGCCCUCUGAGUUCUGCAAAGGCGGACGAGUUCCACAGAUUAUGGAAAACUCCACCCAGAGAUCGGGCCAAAUACCUUCAUGGCAUUCUUAAAUCGGAUCCAGAACGUGGAGCGGAGCGGGUUGGAAGGGAGCUAGCCCAUGAGCUUGGUUACCCUUGGGCCGAGUACUGGGACUUCCUGGACGGCUUUGUGGAUCUGUCUGUGGAGGAGGGUCUGAGUGUGCUGGAGGCCUAUCUGAACUGGAGGAGCAGCAGGCCCACUCUGUGGGAGUCGGAGAAGAAAGGCGUCGGCAGCAGGGGGUAUGCUGGCAUGGUGCCGUCCUCAAAGAGCUUUGAUGCACUACCCAUUUGUAAGUCCGCUGGGAAUGGUGUGGAUGUUGAGGGUCACUUUCCUCAGGUGAACACCAGAAAAAAGAGGGAGGACUUGAAUGGGACAAAGCAGACAUCAAUGCUGGAGAAAAGUUUGGCGACCGCUUCCCCAACCCCGGUCUGUAAUCUGAUGGAGAAGUUUGACGCUGCCACCAGUUCAGAAAACAAGGGGGAGAAACGGGGUGCUGUGCUGUCUGAAUUUGGAGACCUGAACCAGUCAGAUUCAGGCAUCGAGGGCCAGAACCAAUCCGAGUCUAGUAUAGCUUGUUUGGACCAAUCAAAAUCUGACACGGAGGGUCUUGAUUUGAGUGACCCAGGCUUCUGGAGAAAGUGGCAGAAGAAGGAACGUCCAGACACAGUUGAGGACCAGUCCAUCUCAGAUGAGUACCUCACAGCAGAUGAGGACACAGGCUCUCAGGUAGAUGACCUUGGCACCUUUAAUCAUGACGGCAGGAGAAAUAGACGCAAUUCGGGAUCCACUUGCUCGUCCUACAAAUCCAUACAGAGUUCAGGUUGGGACGCUUCAAGUGACCAGAGCCUGUUUUUCGAAGGCAAUUCACCCACCAGGCUGGACAAUGAAGUCCUUUCAGCAUUGGAAAGGAUAAACAUUGACCCUCAGCGAUAUCCCGCUAUCACAAAGUGGAAAAGCACUGUUGUAGCCUAUCCAAUCAAGCAAAGGCAAAGCUGGCCUCACAGCUCUUCCCCGAAACCCCCUCGGUCAUCCACCCCCCUCGGCAAGACCACUCCAUGGUUCAGCAGCCCAACCUGGCUAUGCCGUCCUGGGAGUGUCCUCCCUGACUUACUUGCUUACAGCACACCUGGCAGACCUCCAGGUGUGGGUCCCACAUUCAGGGAUCUGAGGAGCAGGAUGCUGACUGGUGGGAGUGUGUCUGUGUGAGGAGCUACCUGUCUUACAGCUUGAAAAAGCAGAGAAGGUGUAUUGCUGCUACUGCUAAGCCUUAUUAUGAAUUUAAAUGCACUUUUGUAGUUUUUAAUCCGCUGCCACUCUAUUUCUUAUGCAAUUACAAAGAGCUGUAUUUUACUAAACACUAAAAUGCUAAAUAAUUUUAAUCAUUGUUAAUGUUAAAUAUAUGUUUUAAAAAUGUUACAGUCUCAGUGAUAUAUUUGUGUCUUUUAGUUAUUCCCUGCUGGUUUGGUUGCUUUUUAUCCAUGUGCUGUCAAGCUCUUGUUGGGCGAAUGAAGCAUUGAAUGCUUUUUCAUAUGACAAAAUAAAUGAAAUAAUGAGA
This is a messenger RNA of Alosa sapidissima (American shad), 3218 nucleotides long. Its product is annotated as ankyrin repeat and LEM domain-containing protein 2. Gene Ontology annotation, biological process: negative regulation of phosphorylation. Gene Ontology annotation, molecular function: protein phosphatase 2A binding. Bases 296 to 2869 code for a protein of 857 amino acids. The transcript has 14 exons. The record is from RefSeq and is a predicted model, not a curated record. Gene Ontology annotation, cellular component: endoplasmic reticulum. NCBI's taxonomy places the organism in Eukaryota, Metazoa, Chordata, Actinopteri, Clupeiformes, Clupeidae.